CGCCUCACUGCCAACUUCACAAUGAGCGCCCAGGCAUACUACGAGCUCUAUCGCGGGAGCAGCCUCGGACUCUCCCUGACCGAUACCCUCGAUGACCUGAUCAACGAAGGACGGAUCGAGCCUCAGCUCGCCAUGAAGAUCCUCUCAACUUUCGAUCGCGUGAUCACAGAAGUGCUGGCGGACAAAGUGCGCGCUCGUCUGACCUUCAAGGGACACCUCGAUACCUACCGAUUCUGCGAUGAAGUGUGGACAUUCCUGAUCAAGGAUGUUACGUUUAAGCUGGACAACCAGACUACGGUCUCCGCGGAUAAGGUGAAGAUUGUGAGCUGCAAUAGCAAGAGGCCUGGUGAAGCGUAAGGGUGAAGCAUAUUCACUUUGCGUCAUCGGCUGAUGCUCUCGUUACCUCACUUGUUUACUUCGAUUUCUUCUCCUUCUGCCAGUUGUUCUGAUAGGCGUUGUUCGUUCACUUUUUUCCUCUUCAUGUGGAUUACUCUUUCUGCCAGGGCCAUGGCAAGUUGCUCGAUAUGGGGCUUUAUCAUAUUUUCGGCGUUUCGCGUUAGCAUACGAGGCUGUAUUAUGGAUUCAUUAUGGUGAUAUUAGAAUAGAUUGAAAUCAGAUACCCG
This is a messenger RNA of Aspergillus costaricaensis CBS 115574, 623 nucleotides long. Its product is annotated as transcription initiation factor IIA subunit gamma. Gene Ontology annotation, biological process: RNA polymerase II preinitiation complex assembly; transcription initiation at RNA polymerase II promoter. Gene Ontology annotation, cellular component: transcription factor TFIIA complex. The transcript has 3 exons. The record is from RefSeq and is a predicted model, not a curated record. Gene Ontology annotation, molecular function: TBP-class protein binding; RNA polymerase II general transcription initiation factor activity. Bases 22 to 357 code for a protein of 111 amino acids. NCBI's taxonomy places the organism in Eukaryota, Fungi, Ascomycota, Eurotiomycetes, Eurotiales, Aspergillaceae.